CCGGCUGGGACAGGGGGCGGUCCCGCUGCCGGAAGGCGGAACUGAACGGAGCUGAGCCGGGCCGGUGUGCGGAGCGAAGAGUUGGACUAAUUCCCUUAGCUGAAACGGGCGGCGAUGGAAAUCCGGUACCCGGAGGCGGAGCGCGACGAGAGCCGGGUGGAUGAUUACCAUGGGAUUAAAGUACCCGACCCUUAUGCCUGGCUUGAGGAUCCCGACAGUGAACGGACCAAGGCAUUUGUUGAAGCCCAGAACCAGCUAACCAUGCCUUUCUUGGAGAAGUGCGGAGUCAGAACGAGACUGAAGGAACGCAUGACUGAAUUGUUUGACUAUCCCAAAUACAGUUGUCCGUGCAGGAAAGGGAACCGAUACUUUUAUUUCCACAACUCUGGACUGCAGAACCAGUACGUGUUGUAUGUCCAGGAUUCCUUGGAUGGAGAAGCUCGGGUGUUCCUGGAUCCCAACAAGCUCUCUGAGGAUGGGACUGUGGCCCUGUCGAUGCUGGCCUUCUCCGACGACAAUGAGUUCUUGGCGUACGGGCUCAGUAAGAGUGGCUCUGACUGGGUCACAAUCAAAGUCAUAAAAGUUGAAGGUCCCGAGGAUCUACCAGAUACCCUGGAAAGGGUGAAGUUCAGCUGCCUCUGCUGGACUCAUGAUGGAAAGGGAAUUUUCUACAACCGCUAUCCAGAUCAGGAAGGAAUCACGGAUGGCACUGAAACCACAUCCAACAUUCACCAGAAGCUCUAUUACCAUGUGCUCGGCACUAACCAAACCGAGGACGUCCUGUGCGCAGAGUUCCCAGAUAACCCCAAAUGGAAAAGUGCAGCCAAGGUUUCUGACGAUGGUCGUUAUGUUCUAUUAUCCAUUCGUGAGGGUUGUCAGCCCAAGAACCGGGUCUGGUACUGUGACCUGCACCAACUACCAAAUGGCAUUACUGGCCUCCUUCCCUGGGUUAAACUGAUCGACAACUUUGACGCAGAGUACAGUUAUGUCACAAAUGAAGGGCCUGUGUUCACAUUCCGAACAAACCUCGAUGCUCCUCGCAGUCGAGUCAUCAAUAUUAACCUGGAACAGCCAGCUAUGUCACAGUGGAAGGAACUCAUCCCCCAACAUCAGAAGGAUGUCUUGGACUGGGCAACCUGUGUCAAUGAUAAGUUCCUCGUCCUGAAUUACCUAAAGGAUGUGAAGGACACCCUGCAGCUGUAUGACCUUGCCACGGGAAAAUUCCUCAAGGACCUCCCCCUUGAUGUCGGCAGCAUUUCUGGAUACAGUGGACGGAAGAAGAACAAGGAAAUCUUCUACCAGUUCACCUCCUACUUGACACCAGGAAUCAUUUACCACUGUGACCUGACUCAAGAGGUGCUUGAGCCUAAAGUUUUCCGAGAAGUGGAGAUCAAAGGAUUCAACUUUUCUGAUUAUCAGACAGUUCAGGUUUUUUACCCGAGUAAAGAUGGGACAAAUAUUCCGAUGUUCAUUGUCCACAAGAAGGGGAUAAAACGAGAUGGUUCCCACCCACUGUUCCUGUACGGCUAUGGAGGGUUCAACAUCUCACUGAGUCCAUAUUACAAUGUGGCGUAUCUGAUAUAUAUCAGGCACCUGGGCGGGAUCCUUGCUGUGGCUAAUCUACGAGGAGGUGGGGAGUAUGGAGAAACUUGGCAUCAAGCCGGGAUUCUGGGCAACAAGCAGAACAGCUUUGAUGAUUUCCAGGGUGCAGCAGAGUACCUGAUCCAGGAAGGGUUCACCUGCCGUGAGAAGCUGACGAUCAAUGGAGGCUCGAACGGUGGCCUGCUUGUCGCUGCCUGUGUGAACCAACGGCCCGAUCUGUUUGGCUGCGCAGUCAUUGAAGUGGGGGUGUUGGACAUGCUUCAGUUUCACAAGUUCACCAUUGGUCACGCCUGGACCACUGACUACGGCUGUUCUGACAAGAAGGAAGAGUUUGAGUGGCUGAUUAAAUAUUCUCCCCUCCACAACAUCAAGGUCCCAGAGGGAGGUAUCCAGUACCCUGCCACGCUGUUACUAACUGCUGAUCACGACGACCGAGUAGUGCCCCUUCACUCUCUGAAAUAUAUCGCCACAUUGCAGCACACAGUGGGCCGCAGUCCCAAUCAAAAGAACCUUCUCCUGAUACGUAUCGAUACCAAGUCAGGCCACGGGGCUGGGAAACCAACUAGCAAGGUAAUCGAGGAAGAGUCAGACAUCCUUGCCUUCAUUGCUGAAACCUUGAAGCUAGACUGGCUGGAAUGAGGGACAUCUUAAGACAUGAUCAUUAAGGCUGACCACAAUGUUAAUCGGUCAAUAUUAGGUUCUGACAUUUUCUUCUCUACGUUGAUUACACAGUUAGCACAACACUAUUACAGCUCGGGGAAGCUCUGCAGUUCAGUUUUGGCACCCUCCUGUCAGGAGUCGAUGUAUGUCCUCCCCGUGGAGCGUGUGGGUUUUCCUCGGAUGCUAUGGUUUCUUCCCACAGUCCAAGGUCGUGCCGGUACUGUACUGUAUUGCGCUGUAAACUGACCCGUGAUUAGGCUCGGGUUGUGGGGUUAAAGGACCUACACCGUACUAAAUAAAUUUCCUGAGCUGGGUUUCAAUUCCCUAAGCCAAUUGGAAGGAACCUCUCAGGUUACAUGGCAGUCUUGAUGUUCUGAAUGUUUGAACACUCUUAACAGGCAGUUGAAACCAUGGGGCUCUCACUGCGAGAGAUAUUGCAUAUCUAUAUUAGUUAUGAGCACAUUAGGCUUGAUCAAUUUCACCGUUAACCCCUCGUGUUUCUACCAUGGUUUCAGCAGUGGAAAGUUUCCGCUCCCUCUAAAUGUUCUUGUUCGGAGAUCACCGCUUGUCCAGAGUAUGUGAAAUACUUUGCAAUAUUGGUUAUGUGUACACGUAGUCGCCUUUCAAUUUUUGCCACAUUCAUUUCAAUGAAUCCUUAAAGAAAGUACAUGCUG
Molecule: messenger RNA, 2936 nt
Organism: Hypanus sabinus (Atlantic stingray)
Lineage: Eukaryota; Metazoa; Chordata; Chondrichthyes; Myliobatiformes; Dasyatidae
Product: prolyl endopeptidase-like
Exons: 15
Coding region: 115-2241 (708 amino acids)
Biological process (GO): proteolysis
Cellular component (GO): cytosol
Molecular function (GO): serine-type endopeptidase activity; oligopeptidase activity
Source: RefSeq, a predicted model, not a curated record